Molecule: messenger RNA, 2172 nt
Organism: Yarrowia lipolytica CLIB122
Lineage: Eukaryota; Fungi; Ascomycota; Dipodascomycetes; Dipodascales
Biological process (GO): box H/ACA snoRNP assembly; ribosome biogenesis; pseudouridine synthesis
Cellular component (GO): sno(s)RNA-containing ribonucleoprotein complex
Molecular function (GO): RNA binding
Source: RefSeq, a predicted model, not a curated record
AUGAGCGAAACUGGAUCGAAUUUAGAUCCCGCCAACGUGGACGCCACGACAUUGCCUCCGAUUGGCGUUCCUGAAGCUCCGGCGCAAGCGGCAUCUCCGCAUUUGGCUACUGAAGAGCCUUCUCCCGACACAGUCCAAUUAGCAGCUGUUGAUGAAGUUGAUCAUCAGCAGACUGCUUCUAUCGCUACUUCUGCUGCCUCCCAGCUGCCUAUAAUGGAGCCUGCUGUGAUGGAUGCUGGCUCUGAAGCUGCUCAGGUGGAUGUCAUGGCUGUUGAUGCUAAUGAGCCUGCAAGUAAUCUUGGUGAUCCUGCUGCUGACAGCCGACCUAUCGCCAAUGGAGAGACGACCCAGACCAACAUGGCUAAUUUGGAUCCUCCUCAGAACGAGGUCAGAACCAUGGCCAACGGAGAGACCAUGGCUGUGACCUAUGCUGACUUGGGGGGUCCUUCUGAUGAGAUCAACUCAGAGCCUGCAAAAGACAUCAAGACUGCUGCAGAUGGAGAAACUAUCGCUGCAUCUUCUGCCAAUCUUGGUCCUGAAGAAUCUGCUCAGACCGUUGAGCCUGUCGCCGAGAUCAUGGUUGAACCCGCCCAGAUUAAGACAGCAAUUGAUGGAGAAAUUACUGCUGAGACGUCAGCUGAUUUAGGUGGAGUUGCGGACUCUGCUGGUACGGUUAAGUCAGUCACUGAUGGAGAGACGUUGGCUUCAACUUCUGCUGAUCUCGGAGGACCUGCUGAAGGGAAUCUUGAGCCUGCUAACGUGAAUAUAGCUACUGAUGGAGAAACCAUUGCCUCUACAUCGGCUGAUCUUGGAGGACCUGCGGCUGAUGUGAACAUGGCUGAUGUGAAAACGGCUACCGACGGUGAAACGAAGGGCGAAUCUGAAGGCAAGAUUGAUCCUGAUACUGAGAGGAAGGAACAACCUGGAGACAUAGUUGUUGACACUGGAGAUGCUAUUGAUCGCGCUCUGGCUGAGGAGGCUGCUGAGGCUUCUGAUUCGUCGUCAGACUCUUCGUCAGAUGAUUCUUCGUCAGAUGACUCUGAUUCCGAGUCGGAUGGAGACCCUGAAGAGACCAAUGUGGCUGGCGAGGAGGAGGAGGAUUCUACUGGACCUCUCAAGACUGCCAACGAGCAGAUUGAUGAACCCAUCCCCCAGCUCCCCGAGGGAUUCGCCAUCAGCGAAAAGACUGCCAUUGAGCAUGUGGGAACCCUCCAGUCGGUGACCAACAGAACAGCUGUGAUCAAGGCCACCGUCUCUGGGGAGUUCCGGGUUCUUGGAGACGACACAAUCUUCUGUUUCGAAGACAAGACCAUUGUGGGAGUUCUGUUUGAGACCUUUGGACUUGUCAAGAUGCCCUUUUACUCUGUGCGGGUCAGCUCGGAUGAAGAGGCUGCUGCCCUGAAGGAAAAGGUCGGGUCUCCCAUCUACUAUGUUGCUGGACACGCCAACUUUCUGUAUACAGAUCGAAUCAAGAGCAUUAAGGGCUCAGAUGCGUCCAAUAACUACGACGAGGAGGUACCCGAGGAGGAGCAGGAGUUUUCCGAUGACCAGGCCGAGAUGGAGGUCAAGUCUGCUCGAAAGAAGAAGAAGAAGGCCAAGAAGCGAGCUGAUGGAGGGGAGAACGAGGACGCUCCCAAGGAGGUCAAGAGACAGAGGAACGACCGGUACAAGGAACGAACGGAUAACAGGCAGGGAGGAGGUAACAACUACAACAGCGACAGCCGAUACCACAACAACAACCAUGGCAGUGGAUACAGUAACAGCAACAACCAGAACAAUAACAAUCAAAUGUAUCCACUAAUGCCUGGAGGAAUGAGUUUCCCGGGGAUGGGCAUGGGCAUGGGCAUGCCACCUAUGCCUCCCAUGCCCGGUAUGUCUCCCUUGCCCGGUAUGCCUCCAAUGCCCGGCAUGCCUAUGAUGCCACCUGGAAUGCCGUUUAUGGCCCCAGACCAGAUGCUGCAGAUGCAACAGCACUUUGCGCAGAUGCAACAACAGCAGCAGCAGCAGGCCAUGUCUCAGGGCAUGUCUCAGCAGCAGAUGCAACAGUGGCAGCUCCAGCAGCUCCAGAUGCAGCAGGCAGCCAUGUUCCCCCCUCCAAACAACAGCAACAACCGGCAUAAUGACCAGGGUCAAGGUCACCAGGAUAGAAAUAACCCCAGACCCUAUUCCUAG